AUGCAGGGGCGAGUAGGGGAUGGACCUGCAGGAGCCGGCACUUGUUUCGUCGGGGGGUUUCUUUCCGUAGCGGCGCCGACGUCCCGUCACUCGUUCCGUUACUCAGGCCCGCGACCCCCUCCUUCUGGGCAGACGCAGCCGGAGAGUGGCAGUGGGGAGGAGGAUGAGGAGGAGGAGGGUGAGGGCGAGGAGGAUGAGGACUAUGAGGGGAGCGGGGAUGACAGUGAGGCCGGGUGGGAUCCCGAGACGCAUGGCGGUGGGAAAGGGGGGGAUGAUGAGGAGGACCAUGAGAUGGAUGGGUUGGAGCCAGAGGAGGUGGAGGAGGGGGUGGGAGAGGGUGGUGAAGGGGCGGCGACAGAGGCGGCCUCACAGCAUGUGGCUGAAGGAGGAGGGAGCGUGGGGGUUAAGGUGGGGAGAAAGCGGGCAUCCAUUAGGAUGCCGAAGCGGAGGAAGAGGGCGAGCAAGUUGAGGGAGCGAGCAUAUCCCUGCACAUUCACUGGGAAGCCCUUGGGCGCGGGUGUGGUCGCUCCGGAGUUCCUAGACGAGGACGGAGGGUCCGAGAGUAGUAAGGGGACUGGCAAGGGUAAUAAAAAACCGGGGUGGCAAGUACAGAUGUUCGGGCCUAAAGGGGCAGACGAGAAGCGUCAGUGCAAGAUUUGCACUGACAGGAUUUCGUGGAAGCAAUCCACAACAACACCCAGCGAGCGGCACUUCGAGAGCUACCGCACAGCGCACAUGCACGUGUGGCAUCACCGUUACCACACUUCGUCCGUUCACUUGCCUGGGGAGACGUUUCCUCGUGGGGGCUACAAGGGUGUGCCGGAUGGCUACGUCGAUGGGUGGCCGCAUGCCAAGUCUUGGCCGCAUCUCGCAAAGAAGAAAGAGACGGCGUCCGGUGGAGCUGAGGGGUCAGGCGGGAUGGAGCGGUUCAUGACAACCAAGCUGUCCAUGGAGGAGCUACGGCAGGCGAUCGCCAAGCUGGUGGUCACCUGCGACCUCCCCUUCCGCAUCGUCGAGUCCGAGGCCAAGAACUUCAUCCCCUCGCGGUGGACGGUAUCCCGCGACAUUGUGGUCUAUGCAACAGCAGCUCUCCAGUCCGCCAUUGCGGAGAUGCUGGCGAAGGAGGGGGAGUUAGGGUGCAAGGUGUCGAUCACUAUCGACAUGUGGACAGCACCCAACAACAAGGCAUGGCUAGUGGUGACUGGUCACUGGAUAGACGAGAACUUCCAACUGCGCACAAUGGUGCUUGAGUUCCAUGAGAUGCUCGGGCGGCAUGGGGGCAGGGAGAUGGCGCAGGUGGUUGAGGAGACGAUUGUGCAGUGGGGGUUGGAGGGGCGUUGUCUUGGUUUCACGACAGACAACGCCUCUAGCAACAUUGCCGCCUUCAGGCGGAUGUCGGAGGAGGGUGGUGGUCAGUGCUUCUUCAACUCGCGCAUGCACUUCCGGUGCUUGGCACAUGUGAUAAACCUUGCAGUGCAGGCAGCACUGGCUGUGGAUUCCAUACGGAAGUUGCUGAAGAUACUGAGAGAGAUGGCGUCGUGGAUUGGCUUCUCUCCACAGCGCUCGGGGUCUUUCUUGGGCCUACAGCGGACGUUGAACUCGCAGGCCAACCCCGCCACGCCGAAGCCGGCGUUGAAGCUGGUGCAGGACAGUCCUACGCGCUGGGGGUCGACCCACGACAUGGUCGAGCGUGCGGCUGUUCUGCAGAACCCCAUCACUGUCUUCUUCGCCCAGACACAGGGCUUGUCGAAGACCGACAAGAAGAAGGUGGAGAGUUUGCGCCUGACAGACGCAGACUGGGAGACCCUGCAGGCGGUGAAGACAUUCCUAAGCCCCUUCGCCAAGGUCUCCAAGGCAGCAGAGGGGGCGGCGUACCCGACUGUGUCGAUGGUGGUGCCAUACUACAACGGCCUGAUCGACGCCAUGGAGUCGCGCCUUGCCAAGGGGCCAUCUCCGACGCUGCAGCCGAUGAUCGUGGCGACGCUGAGCCACUUGAAGAAGUACGCCUACAUCACCAGCAACGAGUACUGGAUCGCCACCUUCUUGGACCCUUCCAUGAAGGCGGCAUGGUUCGACGACGCGCACUGGGAGAAGCUGCAUCCCGAGACCGACAGGAGGGUGAGGCCGCGUCCGGCGUCUGGCGAGGUGAUCAAGCUGGUGCGCGACCGCGUGGCCGAGUACCAGGCCCGGGCUGCAGAGCUUGCUCCACGGCCGACCCCACUUGCCCCCGUUGCGGAGGAGGAGGAGGGAGACGAGGAGGAGGACGACGAUGACGCGCAGUUUCUCCCUAGUCGCCGACGACUUGCGGCGCGUCUGUCGGCGAGCCAGGAUGCGGGGGCGGGUGGGAUGGUGCAGGACGACGAGGUUAGCAGGAACUUGUCCGAGAGGGUGCGGUGCGACGUGACAGCGCUAGAGUACUGGCGCAGUGCCACCAACAUGCAGACGCUGAGGCGCAUGGCCCGGGAUUAUCUCGCCAUCCCUGCCACGUCCGCUUCGAGUGAGCGGGUGUUCUCCCUUGGUCGCAACCUCAUUUCCUGGAAGCGGCACCGCCUGGCCUCUCAGAGGACGCGAGCUGUCAUGAUUCUCAGAUCAUGGUACAGUUCACACCCUGGCCAGAGGAUAGGCGAGGGCCGCCGACCGAGAGGCGUCGCACCACCAGAGUUCGCCAUUGAGGGCGAGGGGGCAGAGGAGGAUGACGAGGAGGAGGAGGAGGAGGGUGUGGAGGCUGACGACACAGCUGGUGGAGAGGAUGCUGUUGUUGGUAGUAGCAGUGCAGUGGCGCCUUAG
Closterium sp. Naga37s-1 is the source of this 2787-nucleotide messenger RNA. The record is from the annotation of a GenBank genome assembly. Lineage: Eukaryota; Viridiplantae; Streptophyta; Zygnematophyceae; Desmidiales; Closteriaceae.